UCUUUAUUCCCAUUAUAUGGCUCACGACAUCUGUAUUCAGCAUGCAGCAAGGACAAGCUUGGGAUUUCAAAGUAGAUCACAUCUCAAGUCAUCGUCCUAAGAUCUGGAACAUCUACUAAGAUUUACAUCUGCAGUUCGAUUUUUAAAGCUUUUCAUAUUAACUUCACUCGAUAUACAAAUAGUGUUUGCAGUCUGCUUAUGGCCCAAACAAUACCAAGUUCCAGGUCCUGCAAAAGCUUCAAGAACAGAUCAAUGUCAAUAGUUUUGGCGAAGAUUCUACUUGCCUUGAUCUUCCUUCUGUCAAUAUCCAAGGGUUCUGAUGGACAGUUUGAGGAUUACUGUAUAGCAGAUGAGCAAGCUUCAGAAUAUGACCUUCUGGGUGCUAUGAACUGGGCGUGCAGCAACGGUGCAAACUGCACCGCAAUCCAAGAAAGCCAGCCAUGCUACCUCCCCAACACGCCAAAGGACCAUGCCUCUUAUGCGUUCAAUAGCUACUAUCAGAAUAUGAAACACCAAGGAGGUGGAUGCUACUUCACUGCCACUGCAGUUUUAACCGGUGCUGAUCCAAGCCAUGACUCAUGCAAAUUUGAAUAUAUUCCUUGAGGGGUUAUCUCUUAAAAGAGGCCGCUUCAUCUGUCAGAUUUUAUGGUAACAGGAGUCUGAAGUUUAUGGAUUUUGAAUUUGAGUUGUACUUUCAGCUUAAGAGCUCUCCAAUUUGUAUUCCCCCCUGAUGUAAGAAAAGAAAAAUUUUCUGAUGAAUUGCUAGUAUGUACCUUGAAUGGAGCAUUUGAUAUGCAGCCUGUAAGGUAAAAACUAAAGUGCAAAAAUGAUGAUAAAUAAAGAAAAACAACAUAU
Sesamum indicum (sesame) is the source of this 855-nucleotide messenger RNA. Its product is annotated as glucan endo-1,3-beta-glucosidase 4. Lineage: Eukaryota; Viridiplantae; Streptophyta; Magnoliopsida; Lamiales; Pedaliaceae. The record is from RefSeq and is a predicted model, not a curated record.